Messenger RNA from Hibiscus syriacus, 597 nucleotides. RefSeq names its product alpha-1,3-arabinosyltransferase XAT2-like. Bases 1 to 597 code for a protein of 198 amino acids. Gene Ontology annotation, molecular function: glycosyltransferase activity. The record is from RefSeq and is a predicted model, not a curated record. The transcript has a single exon. Lineage: Eukaryota; Viridiplantae; Streptophyta; Magnoliopsida; Malvales; Malvaceae.
AUGUACAAUUUCAGGAAGUUCUUGAGAGAAUCAUAUAACCUGCAAACGAAUCACGUGUCCGAGCUUCGAAAGCCGGUGUUGAUGCUUAUAUCGCGACAGAAUACGAGACGGUUUCUGAACGAACAUGGAAUGAUCGAGAUGAUGGAGGGACUAGGCUUUCAAGUCACAAGGGUGGAACCUGAGAGGAUGUACUUGAACGAGUUCUCCGUGCUGGUGAACUCAUGCUGUCUCAUGGUUGGAGCCCAUGGUGCAGGGCUAACAAAUGAGAUAUUCUUGCCCAAUGGUGCAGUCAUGAUUCAAGUGUUGCCACUGGGAUGUGAUUGGGGGGCAAUUUCCAAUUACGGUGGACCGGCAAAGUCGAUGGGGGUUCGAUACUUGGAGUACAAGAUAGAACCGGAGGAAAGUUCGUUGUUCGAUCGUUACGGUAAAUAUCACCCUGUUGUUAGUGAUCCGGAAUCUAUAAUGUCAAAGGGAUAUCGUGCAUUCAGGUCUGUGUAUGUUGAUGGCCAAGAUGUAAAGAUCAAUUUAGAUAGAUUUAAGAAGACCCUUGUUGAAGAUAAGCAUAUUCUUGAAACCUCAAUUCCCUUUAAUCCAUGA